AUGGGCGCCAAUCUCUGGGGGCACCUAUCUCUAUGGGCGCCUAUCUCUAUGGGCGCCUAUCUCUAUGGGCGCCUAUCUAUAGGGGCGCCUAUCUCUAGGGGCGCCUAUCUCUAUGGGCGCCAAUCUCUAGGGGCACCUAUCUCUAUGGGUGCCUAUCUCUAUGGGCGCCUAUCUCUAUGGGCGCCUAUCUCUAGGGGCGCCUAUCUCUAUGGGCGCCUAUCUCUAUGGGUGCCUAUCUCUAUGAGCGCCUAUCUCUAUGGGCGCCUAUCUCUAUGGGCGCUUUUCUCUAGGGGCGCCUAUCUCUAUGGGCGCCAAUCUCUAGGGGCACCUAUCUCUAUGGGUGCCUAUCUCUAUGGGCGCCUAUCUCUAUGGGCGCCUAUCUCUAGGGGCGCCUAUCUCUAUGGGCGCCUAUCUCUAUGGGCGCCUAUCUCUAUGGGCGCCUAUCUCUAUAGGGGCACCUAUCUCUAUGGGCGCCUAUCUCUAUGGGCGCCUAUCUCUAUGGGCGCCUAUCUCUUUGGGCGCCUAUCUCUAGGGGCGCCUAUCUCUAGGGGCGCAUAUCUCUAUGGGCGCCUAUCUCUAUGGGCACCUAUCUCUAGGGGCGCAUAUCUCUAUGGGCGCCUAUCUCUAUGGGCGCCUAUCUCUAUGGGCACCUAUCUCUAUGGGCGCCUAUCUCUAUGGGCGCCUAUCUCUAUGGGCGCCUAUCUCUUUGGGCGCCUAUCUCUAGGGGCGCCUAUCUCUAGGGGCGCAUAUCUCUAUGGGCGCCUAUCUCUAGGGGCGCCUAUCUCUAUGGGCGCCUAUCUCUAUGGGCGCCUAUCUCUAUGGGCGCCUACCUCUAUGGGCGCCUAUCUCUUUGGGCGCCUAUCUCUAUGGGCGCCUACCUCUUUGGGCGCCUAUCUCUUUGGGCGCCUAUCUCUAUGGGCGCCUAUCUCUAUGGGCGCCUAUCUCCAGUGGCGCCUAGCUCUAGGGGGCGCCUAUCUCUAUGGGCGCCAAUCUCUAGGGGCACCUAUCUCUAUGGGUGCCUAUCUCUAUGGGCGCCUAUCUCUAUGGGCGCCUAUCUCUAGGGGCGCCUAUCUCUAUGGGCGCCUAUCUCUAUGGGUGCCUAUCUCUAUGGGCGCCUAUCUCUAUGGGCGCCUAUCUCUAUGGGCGCCUAUCUCUAGGGGCGCCUAUCUCUAUGGGCGCCAAUCUCUAGGGGCACCUAUCUCUAUGGGUGCCUAUCUCUAUGGGCGCCUAUCUCUAUGGGCGCCUAUCGCUAGGGGCGCCUAUCUCUAUGGGCGCCUAUCUCUAUGGGCGCCUAUCACUAUGGGCGCCUAUCUCUAUAGGUGCCUAUCUCUAUGGGCGCCUAUCUCUAUGGGCGCCUAUCUCUAUGGGCGCCUAUCUCUAUGGGCGCCUAUCUCUAUGGGCGCCUAUCUCUAUGGGCGCCUAUCUCUAUGGGCGCCUAUCUCUAGGGGCGCCUAUCUCUAUGGGCGCCUAUCUCUAUGGGCGCCUAUCUCUAGGGGCGCCUAUCUCUAUGGGCGCCUAUCUCUAUGGGCGCCUAUCUCUAUGGGCGCCUAUCUCUAUGGGCGCCUAUCUCUAUAG
Closterium sp. NIES-65 is the source of this 1575-nucleotide messenger RNA. Lineage: Eukaryota; Viridiplantae; Streptophyta; Zygnematophyceae; Desmidiales; Closteriaceae. The record is from the annotation of a GenBank genome assembly.